AUGUCACUUCACUCCCUCAGUCCGAGGUCAUCGACCGAGAGUCUACAGAGCAGCUCUUCCACCUCGUCGGCUCCUGACAAGCUUGCACCGGCCGUGACAGGCCCCAUGGUGUGGGAGGGAAGAGAGCUCGAUCCUGCACAAUAUGUUGUUCAUCUCAGCGAUCGUGAGAUUCAAGACAUUCGAGCAGCAGUCAUCAAGGUCAAGAUGGCCGGAAUUGUCCGAUCAGACAUCAGCCAAGAGACGUUUGACUUGGGUAACGCGGAUUUGACCCGCCGCCUAUCCUCAAUCACCAAAGCCAUUCACGAGGGCCGAGGUGUCGCCGUCCUCCGUGGCCUCGACACUGCCCGCUUCAACGACGAAGAGGCCGUCAUCGCGUUUGCAGGAGUAUGCGCCCACAUCUGCCCGCAACGGGCCACUGACUCGUAUGCCAACCAGACCCUGAGUCAUGUUCGCGAUGCUACCAAGGAUCUUGUUCCUGACUGGGCAAAGGACAUUGGUCUUGCCGGGUCCAAGAUAACAGCCGCCAUGGACUUCCACAGCGACCGCUUCUCCGGCGACGUGCUUGCCCUGCAUGUUCGCAACGACGGCGGCGAGAAUGCAGGAGGCGAGCAAUUUGUGGUGAGUUUUGCGCGUAUUUACAAUGAGCUGCUCGUCAGCGAUCCCGAAGCGCUAGAGACCAUGGCCGAACCGACAUGGCCUUUUGAACUCAAGCAAAAGGACAAGGCACCUCACCUCGAGCCAGGACCAACCCUCUUCUUUUCAAAUGGCAAGCCCAUGUGUCAGCUAGUCAAGGCCCCACUCGUGGGGACCCCGUUGAUCCAUCGAGAUCCCGCCAUGCCCCGUUUGACUGCCAAGCAAGAACAUGCGCUGGAGGCGGUCGAGGGGUUAGCGAAGCGCUUCUGCACUAGCCUCGACCGUCAACAGGGCGACAUUCAGUUUCUUCACAAUCUGAGCAUCAUGCAUGCUCGCGGAGCUUACCGAGGCACAGGCGGCAGGCCUAGUACCCGUCAUCUUUUGCGCAUGUUUCUUCGUGAUCCAAACUAUGCUUGGUCGAAGCCAGCCUCUUACCGCCACAACUUUGACGAUCCAUUCGUGUCCGGAAGACCCCAGAACCUUCCCGUCAUUGACAACGACCCCUGGAGGCUCAUUAGCGGCCGCGAGAGCCACGGGUAG
Molecule: messenger RNA, 1173 nt
Organism: Plenodomus lingam JN3
Lineage: Eukaryota; Fungi; Ascomycota; Dothideomycetes; Pleosporales; Leptosphaeriaceae
Molecular function (GO): oxidoreductase activity
Source: RefSeq, a predicted model, not a curated record